GGUGAUAUACCGGAAACAAAAUAGGAAUGUUGUGUGGAAGUGUGUGGCGACAGAACGUUGAUUUUUGGAAAUUAAACUGUAACUGUUAGUCAACACGAGUAAUUUUCUGUUUCAAUCAGAGUAGCUACAAAUAUAUCGCCGACAAUAUGACCACAAUGAGAAUUAAGUCUGAUCAAGAAAUCAGGGAACUGCUGGAUGGGUAUGGAAUUAAGCACGGGCCUGUCGUUGGUAAGUCAUGCUUUGCUUUCUGAAUUAGCUAACGUUAGCUAGUUAACGUUAAGUGAUAAUGCCCGAGAAGCCUGUGUUUGGAGGAUAUAUUGGCACGGGUGUUGUUAGCUAAUAUAUCCAAUAUAUCCUUCAAACACCGGCUUCGAGGGCAUUAUCACUUUUAUACAACGGGUUACCAACAUAUUCAAAUAAUGAUUGACAUUUUCAUUAAAAACGUUAUUUUGAUGAAUUUAUUCACACUAUUUCAUCCUUCCACAAGUCCCGAAACAAAUCUAGUGUUGAUACCCAAGCCGGCUGGUCGUUCUUUCUAUUGGUUCGGUUGCCAGAGCGCGACCCAGUCGUUCAGUCUUUUGGUUCUGUAUCUAUGGACGCGACCUAGUCGUUCAGUCUUUUGGUUCUGUAUCUAUGGACGCGACCCAGUCGUUCAGUCUUUUGGUUCUGUAUCUAUGGACGCGACCUAGUCGUUCAGUCUUUUGGUUCUGUAUCUAUGGACGCGACCCAGUCGUUCAGUCUUUUGGUUCUGUAUCUAUGGACGCGACCCAGUCGUUCGUUUUAAAUGGUCCAUUGCCAUACUGGCCUGCAGUCUGUAAGUUAGCCGUAGUUUGCUAGUUCGCAAGUGAUAAGAACGUUGCCAGCCAGUAUGUCAAUGGAACAUAAUACGGUCACGUCAAAAAGUGCAGCCAGAAUAACAACAGUAGCUGCAUUUGUUUAAGCUGUUUUCUAGUGACAUUUAUUUGGAAACAUCCAUAACAAUGAGCUGAUGAGGCGCGAUUUCGCCUGGCAUAGAAAAUGUGCUCACUGUCAGGACACUGUUGUUCAGAGGAGCUAGCCAACAACACAGCUAACGCAAUCACUUCAAACUGAAGCUGGAAAGAUUUAAAACUAGCUUACUUUCGUUUUCCCUUUUUUUCAAUUGACAUUUCUUUGUAUAUAUCCAUAAAAAUGAUGCCAGCUGAUUCAUGAUUUCGACUGGCUGAGAACCGCUGCCUGCCUCUCUCUCGUCCCGACCCCGACUCGUUCAUUCGUUACUAUGGGGCAGUUGGAGAUCGAAUUUGAAUAUUGAAACAAUGUUGCAAAUGUGGGAGAGACAGAAACUAAGGUUUAUACAAAUCUCCGCUGAUAAAAACUAAAUGUUAGUCUAAAAGAAAUGAAAUAAUGUCUAAUGCUUUUUAUAGUGGAGAUCAAGUUUAUAAUUUCCCUGCCUGGGCUGAUGAGACAGUGGAUUGCGCAAUCAGAUGGAACGGAGUAAAUAGGCAUUUUAACGUCAUAGAUUUAACCGGUGGUAACUUGUGGAAUAGCCACCGGCUGGAAUGCGCUUUUAACCAAUCAGCAUCCAGGAUUAGACACCCGUUGUAUAACUACAUUUACCCAACCCUAGCCGACUAGACUCAACGAUUUACUAUGGAGUUGAGCGUUUACUAGUGUGGGCGGACUGGAGCUCCGGCGUCAUUUAAAAUAAAAUAAUACGUAGUAAAAAAAUAAAAAAUAAAAAAUCAUUUUUAUGUAAUGUCGGAGCUCCAGUCCUCCCAUGCUAGUUGCCGCGGAACGCCGUCGUUAAUCGUGGAGUUGAGUUUAGUCGUCUAGGCCAGCCUAUGUUUUUAACGUUACAACACAUGGGCUGGGUAAGUUUAGUUUAGCUAACGUUAGCUAGCUCACUUCGCUACAAAUUCCUAGUCUACUGAGUAGGCCUGCCUAAUAGACUACAUUUCUAUGACCAGUCUCAAAUAUACUGAUGAUAUUCUAAUAGUCAUGUAACUAUGGUUUAAUUGCGUUACUGAGCCACAUCUAACAUUUCUGCAUUUUGGAGAGUCUACAAGACACCUGUAUGAGAAGAAGCUGAAAGAGGCCAUGGUCAAAGACAAGGUCACCGUGACUAAACCAUCCCCAGACAGAACCUUCUACAGAGAGGAGCGUGAGUUAGACAUGCAUGAUAACACAAUGCUAAUUAAUACACAGGCAAUACAUCUAACCAUUAGACUGAACUAAAGCGAAAAUCAGGAAUGUUGGUUUACUUAUUUUCUUCAUUUCAGGGGAAGAAGUCAGCUACGUUAACUAUCGGACACCAGUAAGUAUCCAACCAUGGGGUUGAUUUGAUUUGUUCGCAGUUGGCUUCUACAACGUGUCCUUUUGUAGACGGAGAAUGUCUUACCAUCAAUAUUCUUCUGUUUCUCAUAUUUGCAGGUUAGAAGUGAGUGGCCUUCUGGAGAUGGGGAACCCUACAUGAGGUCAAGACCAGAGUACAGUGACAGGGACUUGGUGGAUGAGUAUGUUUGUUUACGGAUUGCUUUGCAUUAGUAAGUGUUGUGAUGUUAUCCAGUGUUUGUGUGGUCAGUUGAUUUAAAGUGGACCAAUAAAACUUUUUUUUUUUUUCUCUCUCCUUUGCAGGAAACUCUAUUCAAGAUCAAGGCCAGAGUACAGCAGCGGAAGACAGUACGUUGAUGAGUGAGUCUUGUUUAGACAGAUUUCACAUUGUUUAUGUAUAAUACAUGUUUUCAUAGCCUGGUCCUAGAUCUGUUGCGGUCUUGCCAAGUCCUAUGGUCAUUAUCAUGCCGAAAACAACCAUACGAGCUGGCAAUGCAGCACAAACAGAUCUGAAACCAGGCUGAUGUUCAGAGAUGUGAUUCCUGCUUCUCUGACAUUUAUCCUCCAUUCAUAUAAACUCAGCAAAAAAAGAAACUUUGUAAAAAUCCAAAUAACUUCACAGAUCUUAAUUGUAAAGGGUUUAAACACUGUUUCCCAUGCUUGUUCAAUGAACCAUAAACAAUUAAUGAACAUGCACCUGUGGAACGGUCGUUAAGACGCGAACAGCUUACAGACACUAAAGAGGCCUUUCUACUGACUCUGAAAAAAGCCAAAAGAAAGAUGCCCAGGGUCCCUGCUCAUCUGCGUGAACGUGCCUUAGGCAUGCUGCAAGGAGGUAUGAGGACUGCAGAUGUGGCCAGGGCAAUAAAUUGCAAUGUCCGUACUGUGAGACGCCUAAGACAGCGCUACAGGGAGACAGGACGGACAGCUGAUCGUCCUCGCAGUGGCAGACCACGUGUAACAACACCUGCACAGGAUCGGUACAUACACCUGCGGGACAGGUACAGGAUGGCAACAACAACUGCCCGAGUUACACCAGGAACGCACAAUCCCUCCAUCAGCGCUCAGACUGUCCACAAUAGGCUGAGAGAGGCUGGACUGAGGGCUUGUAGGCCUGGUGUAAGGCAGGUCCUCACCAGACAUCACCGGCAACAAUGUCGCCUAUGGGCACAUACCCACCGUCGCUGGACCAGACAGGACUGGCAAAAAGUGCUCUUCACUGACAGGUCACGGUUUUGUCUCACCAGGGGUGAUGGUCGGUUUCGCGUUUAUCGUCGAAGGAAUGAACGUUACACCGAGGCCUGUACUCUGGAGCGGGAUCGAUUUUGGAGGUGGAGGGUCCGUCAUGGUCUGGGGCGGUGUGUCACAGCAUCAUCGGACUGAGCUUGUUGUCAUUGCAGGCAAUCUCAACGCUGUGCGUUACAGGGAAGACAUCCUCCUCCCUCAUGUGGUACCCUUCCUGCAGGCUCAUCCUGACAUGACCCUCCAGCAUGACAAUGCCACCAGCCAUACUGCUCGUUCUGUGCGUGAUUUCCUGCAAGACAGGAAUGUCAGUGUUCUGCCAUGGCCAGCGAAGAGGCCGGAUCUCUAUAUCCCAUUGAGCACGUCUGGGACCUGUUGGAUCGGAAGGGUGAGGGCUAGGGCCAUUCCCCCAAUAAAUGUCUGGGAACUUGCAGGUGCUUUAGUGGAAGAGUGGGGUAACAUCUCACAGCAAGAACUGGCAAAUCUGGUGCGGUCCAUGAGGAGGAGAUGCACUGCAGUACUUAAUGCAGCUGGUGGCCACACCAGAUACUGACUGUUACUUUUGAUUUUGACCACCCCUUUGUUCAGGGACACAUUAUUCCAUUUCUGUUAGUCACAUGUCUGUGGAACUUGUUCAGUUUGUGUCGCAGUUGUUGAAUCUUGUUAUGUUCAUACAAAUAUUUACACGUUAAGUUUGCUGAAAAUAAACGCAGUUGACAGUGAGAGGACGUUUCUUUUUUUGCUGAGUUUUGCAGAAAGUAUUCCCACCCCUUGACUUUUUACAGCCUGAAUUUUAAAUGGAUUCAAUGGAGACGUUGUCACUGGCCUACACACAAUACCCCAUAAUGUCAAAGUGGAAUUAUGUUUGUAGAAAUUUUUACAAAUUAAUUAAAAAUGAAAAGCUGAAAUGUCUUAAGUCAAUAUUUAUUCAACCCCUUUGUUAUGGCAAGCCUAAAUACGUUCAGGAGUAAAAAUGUGUUUAACAAGCCACAUAAGUUGCAUGGACUCACUGUGUGUGCAAUAGUGUUUUAAAAUUAUUUUGAAUGACUACCUCUUCUCUGUACCCCACACAUACAAUUAUCUGUAAGGUCCCUCAGUCGAGCACUCAAUUUCAAACAGAUUCAACCACAAAGACCAGGGAGGUUUUCCAAUGCCUCACAAAGAAGGGCACCUAACCUAAAUGACAGAGUGAAAAGAAGGAAGCCUGUAUAGAAUACAAAUAUUCCAAAACAUGCAAACCUGUUUGCAACAAGCCACUGAAGUAAAACUGCAAACAAGGUGCCAAAGAAAUUAACUUUAUGUCCUGAAUACAAAGUGUUAUGUUUGGGGCAAAUCCAACUCAUCAGAGUACCACUUCAUAUUUUCAAGCUUGGUGGUGGCUGCAUCAUGUUAUGGGUAUGCUUGUCAUCGGCAAGGACUAGGGAGUUUUUUAGGAUAAAAAGAAACAGAAUAGAGCUAAGCACGGGCAAAAUCCUAGAGGAAAACCUGGUUGUCUGCUUUCCAACAGACACUGGGAGAUGAAUUCACCUUUCAGCAGGACAAUAACCUAAAACACAAGGCCAAAUAUACACGGGAGUUGCUUUCCAAGAUGACAUUGAAUGUUCCUGAGAGGCCUAGUUACAGUUUUGACAUAAAAUCGGCUUGAAAAUCUAUGGCAAGACAUAAAUGGCGGUCUAGCGAUGAUCAACUACCAACUUCACAGAGCUUGAAGAAUUGUAAAAAGUGUGCAAUUUUUUUUACAAUCCAGGUGUGCAAAGCUCUUAGACUUACCCAGAAAGCCUCACAGCUGUAAUCACUGCCAAAUGUGAUUCUAACAUGUAUUGACUCAGGGGUGUGAAUACUUACGUAAAUUAGAUUUCUGUAUUUCAUUUUCAAAAAAAUGUGUGCACUUAUUAUUUUAUUUUUUUAUAUCAUACUAUUCUUGGGUAUUGUGUGUAGAUGGGUGAGAAAAAGAACCAAUUUAAUCAAUUUUGAAUUCAGGCUGUAAAACAACAAAAUGUGGAAUAAGUCAAGGGAUAUGAAUACUUUCGGAAGGCUCUGUAUAAAAACAGACCUCUCCCCAAACUAAGAGCCUGCUUUUCUAUGUUGUCCUGAUCACAUACCUGAAUGUAGUCAUGUUUUGAAGCUAAAUCCCCCCCCCCUGUUUUCAGGCCCCAUGUCUACAACACACAGUCAUCCCUCCUCGUCCUACUCCAAACCAACGCCUGUGGUGAAGCCUGGAGGUGGCGUUGUGAAGGCGGAAAGAAAAGCGAGCUCUGGGAGACUGAUCCCUCUCUGGAUCCAGUUCCUGGUCUUCCUGAUUGUAGCUGGCUUCCUCUACUUCUUAUUCACUAGCAUGGAGUCCGCAGAGAGUAGCCCCUUUAACAGAAUCCAAUGAUCAAAUUUACAGAUAAAUGUAAAUCUGGGACGUGUUCAUUAGGCAAGAAACGGAAGUAAACGGUCCAAGAUGGGGGAAGUACUAUUUGAACUUGUCCUGUAAGAAUCAAUCGUUUUCCAUUUGAACAAUUUUGUUUUUAAAUGUUUCACUACGUGUGUCCUAAUGAAUACGACAAAGUUUUUAAAUAUUUUACGAAUAUAUUAUGGCACAUCCCAUGCCUGCCAUUCUUUUAACUAUUUUUGUGUGUUCUUUAUAUAAGGUGACUGACAUUGGGUGCUGGUAACUUUACUAUUGGUGAAAGGAAAGCGAUUAACGUUUCCUUCCAUCCCAACUCCUAUGUAGUUACUAGAUGGUGAUGUAUAGUAUUGUGUUUUAUCAUACAACUACCUUACCAAAAUAGGAUGCUUCUACUAUGGGUAAUAGUGAUGCCACUUUUUUACUCACAGUACUAUCUUGAUCAUCUUCACAAAUGUAUAAUGCCCACAGUAAAUGCAUUUACCAAAUACUAUAUAUCAAUCAGAAAUACUACGAUUU
Coregonus sp. 'balchen' is the source of this 6463-nucleotide messenger RNA. The record is from the annotation of a GenBank genome assembly. NCBI's taxonomy places the organism in Eukaryota, Metazoa, Chordata, Actinopteri, Salmoniformes, Salmonidae.